AUCGUCGGUCUGAGCUCAGCAAACCUCAAAUUCCGAGCAACAAGACAACCUAGCGGAUCUCCCUCCCUCACAUCCCGCUCGCCACCACUUCUCUCGCCGGCGAAUUAUAGCUUCUUGUCGUCCAGCUUGCUGAGCUUGUCUGGGGGCCUUCGCUCCACCAUUUUCGAAUUUCCUCUCUUUUUCCGACCCUGGGCAGUACACCAGCAGCUACCCUACAAAGACCUUGUCUCCGGUCGUGUCUUGCCAUCGCCGUUUCGCAACCCCUGGCCCGCCAACCCCUCGGGUCUCCGUUUCCCUCCCUUCCCUAGCGCUUCGUCCUUCUCCCCUUUUUCAAUCGCCAGAACCAGCCCAAUUGCGCCAGCCGGUCUGCCACCUUUUCGAUUACCCGCCCGACGAAUUCCCCCCGAUUUCCGCAACAACCGAUCGCGACAAUGGCGCAGAUGCGAGGAACGGGUAGCUACGGCAUGGCCGCGCCGAGUCCCUUCGGGGGACCGUCCGAGGACAAGACGGGGCAGAGCCCGCUCGAUGCGAUCCGCCAGCAGACGAGCAAGGUCGAGGACCUCCUGGACACUUUGAGCGAGCCGAUCAAGCCCUACCUGCCCGCCAUCGGCCGCUUCCUGAUCGUCGUGACCUUCAUCGAGGACGCGGUGAGAAUAAUAACACAAUGGAACGACCAGCUGCUGUACCUGCACGACUACCGCCACAUCCCCUCCGGCCUGACGCACCUCUUCCUCAUCCUCAACGUGAUCGCCAUGGUGGCGUGCUCGACGCUGGUGAUCAUCCGCAAGCACUCGGAGCGCGCGGUGGGCGGGCUGAUCGCGGUGGUGAUCACGCAGGCGCUCGGGUACGGGCUGAUCUUCGACCUCAACUUCUUCCUGCGCAACCUGUCCGUCAUGGGCGGCCUGCUGAUGGUGCUGUCCGACUCGUGGGUGCGCAAGACCAAGGCCUUCGCCGGCCUGCCCCAGCUCGAGGAGAAGGACCGCAAGAUGUACUUCCAGCUCGCCGGCCGCGUCCUGCUCAUCUUCUUGUUCGUCGGCUUCGUCUUCAGCGGCCAGUGGUCUGUCUGGCGCAUCGUUGUUUCGUUGAUCGGCCUCAUGGCCUGCGUCAUGGUCGUCGUCGGCUUCAAGGCCAAGUUCAGCGCGACCCUGCUGGUGGUGAUCCUCAGCGUGUUCAACAUCCUCGUGAACAACUUCUGGACUCUCCACGAGCACCACCCGCACAAGGACUUCGCCAAGUACGACUUCUUCCAGAUCCUGUCCAUCGUUGGCGGUCUCCUGCUGCUCGUCAACAGCGGCCCGGGCCAGUUCAGCAUCGACGAGAAGAAGAAGGUCUACUAAGCAUAUCUCGCGCACCCGAUUUCCGAGGUCAUGGCAAAUCGCACGCAGAAAGAUACACUGGGCGGUCCGAUCCGGGACAAGUCCGAGAACGGGCUGUCCGAUGAGAUUGGUUAGGGGUGGUUGCGGAGGAGGUCAUCGGUUGGGCUCUGCAUCAUUUCACGGCGUGGAACCCAUUUUGAUGUAGAAAAAGUACAGCACAAAUGCGCAACGGGCAAAUUUUGGGUCACGGAGUUUUGAGU
This is a messenger RNA of Chaetomium fimeti, 1576 nucleotides long. Its product is annotated as SURF4 family-domain-containing protein. NCBI's taxonomy places the organism in Eukaryota, Fungi, Ascomycota, Sordariomycetes, Sordariales, Chaetomiaceae. The transcript has 4 exons. The record is from RefSeq and is a predicted model, not a curated record. The coding region runs from base 432 to 1337 and encodes 301 amino acids. Gene Ontology annotation, biological process: Golgi organization. Gene Ontology annotation, cellular component: endoplasmic reticulum-Golgi intermediate compartment; membrane; endoplasmic reticulum.